AUGGGCCGUCUUCAUUCCAAGGGAAAGGGUAUCGCCUCCAGCGCCAUCCCCUACUCGCGCGCUCCUCCCGCAUGGCUCAAGACCACUCCCGAGCAGGUCGUUGACCAGAUCUGCAAGCUCGCCCGUAAGGGUGCCACCCCUUCGCAGAUUGGUGUCGUCCUCCGUGACUCCCACGGUGUCGCCCAGGUCAAGGUUGUCACUGGUAACAAGAUUCUCAGAAUCCUCAAGUCCAGCGGUACGGUCCACCCCNGCCUUGCCCCUGAGAUCCCCGAGGACCUCUACAUGCUCAUCAAGAAGGUAUGUUUGCACUCCUACCAAAACUUCUGCGCCCGGUUGGCUGACACAAUUCUCUCAGNNGCUGUUGCCGUCCGCAAGCACCUCGAGCGCAACCGCAAGGACAAGGACUCCAAGUUCCGCCUGAUUCUCAUCGAGUCCCGUAUCCACCGUCUGGCCCGUUACUACAAGACCGUCGGUGUCCUUCCCNCCACCUGGAAGUACGAGUCCUCGACCGCCUCCACCCUCGUCGCAUAA
This is a messenger RNA of Aureobasidium vineae, 531 nucleotides long. The record is from the annotation of a GenBank genome assembly. NCBI's taxonomy places the organism in Eukaryota, Fungi, Ascomycota, Dothideomycetes, Dothideales, Saccotheciaceae.